Umbelopsis ramanniana AG is the source of this 2078-nucleotide messenger RNA. RefSeq lists its product as uncharacterized. The transcript is spliced from 7 exons. Bases 328 to 1857 code for a protein of 509 amino acids. Lineage: Eukaryota; Fungi; Mucoromycota; Umbelopsidomycetes; Umbelopsidales; Umbelopsidaceae. The record is from RefSeq and is a predicted model, not a curated record. Gene Ontology annotation, molecular function: 3',5'-cyclic-nucleotide phosphodiesterase activity. Gene Ontology annotation, biological process: signal transduction.
UGUACUGCUCAAAUGAAUCACCCCAGUAUAUGCUUCAGUGCCUCGAUGUGGGGGCGGCAGAUUACUUGAUAAAACCACUUUGUCAGGAUGUUAUAAAAACGUUAUUUUUGAAUAUCCACCGCUACCACACCAGUAAAGUGUCGACCUGUACCAUUCAUCCCUUUACCAAGUUGAAUAGUGAAAACAUGUCGCCUUCACUGCAAGAUCGUUUGAAGUCCACGUUUGUGAAAGAUACUACAUGGUAAACUUUAUAUCCUAUGACCCUAUCCAAUUUUUUUCUCCCGACAAUUUGUGCUCAACUGGGUGUUUGCAUCUAGGCUAUCGGAGAUGAUGAUUCAGCAUUAUACCCCAGCUCAAAGUUUUAGGGAUCCUAGUCUGUUAACGAUGUCAAGCCAUUCUACCCAACUAUCGAGUGACCUUGAAGCUAGUUUAAAGCGACGACUAUGUAGCUGGGACUUUCUGUCACUGGACAUGAAUGAUCAAGAAUUGAUACACUGUGUCUACCUCAUCUUUGACCAAGUCUUGUCAUUGCCUGAGUUGCAGCACUUGAACCUAACCAAAGAUCAAUUGUACGACUUCAUUCAAGAUAUUUACAACUCGUAUCACAAAUCAAACCCUUAUCAUAACUUCAAACAUGCUGUCGAUGUCCUUCAGUCUUCUUAUUAUUUUCUAUGCAAACUGGGUGCGCUCGACCCUAUGGCCUCCAACUUUGUUCGACCCGCUCGACGACGCAUGGCAACGUGGCAUAUCGAUCAAUUAUUGCGCCCAAAAGAUAUAUUUGCUUUGUUGAUUGCGAGUAUUGGGCACGAUGUUGGCCAUCCUGGUGUAAAUAACAUGUUUAUGAUCAACACAAGCAACCCGUUGGCUAUACUGUACAAUGACCGUUCUGUAUUGGAAAGCUUUCAUUCCAUGGCUUUGUUCCAAAUCAUAACCAAACACAAGUUUGUCGAUACCACACAAGGUCCUGAAUACAUGCAGUUCCGUAAAACCGUUGUGCACUCCAUCUUGGCCACGGAUAUGGGACUACACGGCGAAUACGUUGCUAAAAUCAAUGAUCAGCUGAAGCGACUUCGAACGAAAGGCUUGGAUUUGACGGAUGAAGCAGCGUGUGAUCAAGAGCGACUCAUUAUUUGUGGUGCUUUGAUCAAGUGCGCUGAUAUCAGCAAUUGUACUCGACCUUUCAUGGAAGCCAAAAGUUGGGCAGAAGCACUCGUCGACGAGUUUUCAAAUCAAGGUGACCUCGAAAGAGAACUUGGAUUGCCCGUUCUCCCUGUAAAUGAUCGAGGCAAGGUGGCUCUGGAAGAUUUCCAACUGGGCUUUAUCCGACAUGUGGCUAUCAACCUUUUCCAGUCGGUGGCCAAUGUCAUUCCUGAGAUGACCUAUUGUGUUGACUAUAUGCAGCAAAAUGCCAAAAUAUGGGAGUCUCGAAAAUACGAAGGUCAUGAUUCUGGAGUGGGUGAUUCACAGUCGGAAAAAGAUGACGUUGAUCGAUUAUCGCAUGUUCCUGCACUUGAAGAACCUGUUGAAGAUAACGACUCCGAUGAUCGAAACUCUUGUCGAAGAUCGUCCAUUCACAGACCCAGUUCGGCCCACUUGAUGUAUCCUGACGCAUCCAAUGCCAACUCUCGACUGAUGGUCACGUCGCCAAAGUUAUAUCCGGAAUAUAAACACCCAAACGACCAUGACCAUCCUUACAUCCAGCAGUCAGACCCUGUUCGAGGCUACACUAUUGUCGACAGUCCAACGUUUACCGAUGAAGACAAAGCGAGUCUACAAGACAGAUCUAUUCACAAAUCCUCCUUUUCAAGAUGGCGGCAACGUCGCAAUUUGGAUACCUGUCAAUGUUGCAUCCAGUAACCCCCACCAAAAAUCUCAAAAGAAAAAAAAUCAGAAAAACAAAAAGGAAGCGUCAUUGGUUGGCACUUCUUGUUCUAUUUUCUUGUACAAAGCAUUCAUUUUCUUCCCGUCAUUUUUUUUUCUUUUCCUUUUAUAAUUUUUUUUCUUGUAUGCAUCCCAUGUCCUUGGUUUGCCAUACUCUGUAGAUCACAUAGAUUGUAUACUUUGUCUGUUUCUAUAAA